GGUAUCUUCCCCCAGCGGUAACGAGAAAGAAAGAAAAGAGAAAACCGAAAUCCUCUUUCCUUUUCCUCCUGCUUCACCCCUCCUAAAACUUGUAGAAGGAAAAAGGAGGUAAACGAAACAGCAAGAGUAAAAAACCAUGGACCAGAUCCAAAGUAUAAUCGAUGGCUUCAUCGACUUCGAAGGCCAACGUCUCGCUGAAACCCUAACAACUGCAAUCCUCGUUCUCGCAGGUGUACUAGCUUUCAUAGUCGGUUACGUCCUGUCGGACCUCAAAUACACUGUUUAUAUCGGGCUCAGUGGCACGGUGAUCGCGUUCCUGGUGGUGGUCCCGCCGUGGGGUAUUUACAAGAGGAAUCCGUUGACGUAUUUGCCCGCCAGCGGGGUGCAGGUUCAGAUGGUUGAUGGGGAUGCUGAUGGUGGGAAGGAGAAGGAAGGGAAGAAAGUCAAAUGAAUGUCGGGGCUAGGGGGAGGGGCUCUUUCGGCUGUGUUGGAUUGUGUUGGGCUGGAUCGGGUUUGAAAUCUUUGCUCUGUUUGAUGGGAGGAGGAAGAGCAAGGGGAAGGAACCCUCUGUAGGAUAGUUAUGGAGGAAGUACGAAGCAGAGUGAAGGCUGGCAAUAGAAACUUUGCUGUCGGAUAUUA
This is a messenger RNA of Tuber melanosporum (Perigord truffle), 639 nucleotides long. RefSeq lists its product as uncharacterized. Gene Ontology annotation, cellular component: signal peptidase complex; endoplasmic reticulum membrane. NCBI's taxonomy places the organism in Eukaryota, Fungi, Ascomycota, Pezizomycetes, Pezizales, Tuberaceae. The record is from RefSeq and is a predicted model, not a curated record. The coding region runs from base 137 to 451 and encodes 104 amino acids. Gene Ontology annotation, biological process: protein targeting to ER. The transcript is spliced from 3 exons.